AAAGUUAGUGAAGAACUUCCAGCCGAAGAAGAGAGAUGAAGAUGAAUACCAGUUCACGUGGUCCCGGGCGUUCGUGGACAUGCUCAAGGAGGUCUACGACAUGGCCUCCCAGCACGAGGUGGUGGCCGAGAACCUCACGGGGACGGUCAGCCGGAACCUGCAGGACCUGGUCACAGAGACCAAGACUGACCGCAAGAAGUAUUUGCAAGAUGGAGCCCGGUUGCAAGAACAGCUGCGUCAAUCUAGUCAGACAUUGGAUAAGGCAAAACGUAAAUACGAAAAGGCUCAUUAUGAUUCAGAGAGGUCACUCGACAACUACAGAAAAGCAGACGCUGACAUCAACUUGUCUCGAGCUGAAGUGGAAAAGCAUCGCGUGGUAAUGAACGGCAAGGUACAACAGUGCGAAGAGUGUAAGAACGAGUACGCAGCCCAGCUCCAGACCCACAACAACCACCAGACAGAAUUCUACUCACAGACCAUGCCACAAGUGUUCCAGCAAUUACAAGACAUGGACGAACGUCGGAUACACAAACUCCAAGAGUGUGUGCUGCAGUGUGCUGAAAUCGAGAAGAACGUGGUCCCCAUCAUCAACACCUGUAUAGAGGGCAUCGCCAAGGCCGCCGGCAGCAUCAACACAGCAGCUGACAGUAAACUGGUUAUAGAACGGUACAAGUCUGGCUUUGCCAUGCCUGAAGACGUGCCAUUCGAGGAUCUAAGCACAGGCCAGUCCAUAGAACCCUCCAACAACCAGACCCCACGCAUCCCGGCGCCAGCCAACUCGGUGAAGAAUGCCACCGUCAGCGGGGGCAAGGGCAAGAAGAGGGGAGGCCUUUUCGGCAUCUUUGGCUCAUCCAAGGCGUCUGUUGCUCGUAAGAAUUCAAAACUUAGGGGCAAAGUGAGUACCCCCGUGAAAGUGGAUGAGCAGAAGGAGGACUUCAGCGACUUGCCCCCCAACCAGAGGAGGAGGAAACUACAGCAGAAGAUUGACAGCAUUAAAAAGGAGAUGGCCAAGGAGCACUCGGAAAGGGAAGGUAUUCUCAAGUUAAAGGAUGUGUAUGCCGGCAAUCCUGCACUUGGCGAUCCCAGCACGCUGGAUAAAAAGAUCGAGGAAAACUCGCAGAAACUGGACGGACUGCGACAAGAGUUGCUCAAAUAUGAGGGUUACAUGGCGGAGGCUGAGGGCAAAGUUUCUCGGCGACACAGCGCCUCAGAAGACAGUCGAUCGUUGAGCACGUCCGGCAGUGGGGACACCCAGCACACACAGCAGGUGUCGGCCCCGGGCACGCCACAAGUUCAGCAUAAUGUCUACCAGCCAAUUGAUGGUGACGAAGACGGUGAAGACGAGUUCGACAUCUUCCCUGUGAUUGGUCACUGCAGAGCUCUCUAUCCUUUUGAAGCCGUGAACGAGGGCUCGGUGCCGAUGGGCGAGAACGAGGAGAUGCAGAUCCUGGAGCAGGACCAGGGUGACGGCUGGACGCGUGUCCGGAAGGGAGACGGAAGCGAAGGGUUCGUGCCCACUUCCUACAUCGAGUGCCACUACUACGACGCAGACCAGGUGUAGGCCUGGACCAGGGGAUUAGGAUGGCAAGUGAGAAUGGAGGGUUGGGGGGGGGGGUGCAAUUCUUCAGCUACAGCAAGGGAAGCCGGGAAGGGGAACACUCACUUUGUGGCGUCUGUUCCACAUCUUGUGUUUUGGAUGAGAGAGAUUGGGUGCUUUGAUUGGUGGUGGAUGGACGAGGGGAUGAUGGGCUCAGAGGAAGGGGCUGGGGAGGGGUGUGGUGGAUUUUGAGCCAAGAAUUUUUUGUGAUCCUGGGUUACGGAAGUAGAAAUUCACGGAGGAAAGCAGCCAAAUAUUUAUUAUUUUGUCCUCGGAUGUUUAGAUGAGUUGUACCAUCAGUGGUGAUGGUGGACCGUUGCAAGUGUCUGUUCUGAGUGGACAAAAUAGAUGUGUGAGAUGUGUGUCUGUGACCGUGGACUGGACACUUUGGCAUUGUGUUGAUGAAUGCCAUGGGGUUCAUG
Molecule: messenger RNA, 2019 nt
Organism: Aplysia californica (California sea hare)
Lineage: Eukaryota; Metazoa; Mollusca; Gastropoda; Aplysiida; Aplysiidae
Product: formin-binding protein 1-like
Biological process (GO): signal transduction
Molecular function (GO): protein binding
Source: RefSeq, a predicted model, not a curated record